Zychaea mexicana is the source of this 1263-nucleotide messenger RNA. RefSeq lists its product as uncharacterized. Gene Ontology annotation, biological process: positive regulation of mitochondrial translation. The coding region runs from base 1 to 1263 and encodes 420 amino acids. NCBI's taxonomy places the organism in Eukaryota, Fungi, Mucoromycota, Mucoromycetes, Mucorales, Lichtheimiaceae. The transcript has 5 exons. The record is from RefSeq and is a predicted model, not a curated record.
AUGGACCCUUCCGUUUUAAUUAGUUAUGUCCGUGUAGUGCGGCUGCCCUUCUUUUUUCGUCAAAUUUUGAUGCAACGGUUCACGCGUCUUCGGUUCCCUUUUGGUGCUGGUGGUAGCCCUCUUCUUCGCCAGUGCCACGGUGGCUCUCAUUCCCAUUUCCCGCGCCCUCCUCACACUACUACUACUACUACUACUACUGUUGCAGCCUCUGGUCGACUCUUGCUUCGAAAACAGUCGUAUGCCACACACCGUUCUAUACGCCAAGUUGGUCAGGCUCAAGAUGCAGGAGCAUUGCAAAACUUGAUGCGACGCGUAAUGGAGAUCGAUGCUGAAAUCAACAACGUUAUGCCUGCUGAAGAUUUCAAGCCUAAUAGCCUGGCAUGCAAAGCCUAUUGUACAGCAGAAGCCUAUGAUUUUGCUGCACUCAAGGAUGCAAUAUCGGCAACAGCAACGACUACCACAACUACAGAUAGCUACUACAGCAGCAACGAUAGCAACAAUGAAAGUCAUGACAUGAUGCACGUUGAAAUGCCUCAAGGCGGUGAAGCUUAUGUAUUUGCCAAUGGCACGUGUGUCACCUGGGCUGCUCAAGAUAACGAAGAAUUUGUGCAUGAAACGCUCGGAUUAGCGCGUGUCAAGCCCAUUGGACAUAUAACAACCGAAACAAUGGCCUUUACUUAUGACCAAGACGAACCCACUGGGUUAAAAGGUGGCCUGAUUUUGCUCAAUCCAGAUCUCUCUCCUCAGCUGGCAAAAGCUGCAUUUUCUUACGGUCUGGCCAGAUCCGUCAAGCUGGCUACCAUCGAAGACAUGUUUGAUCAAUACUUGGACCGUGCACAAUGGCUCAAGGUAUCACGUAAAGACCUUCAAGACGCUUCCAAUGACCUGGCGCAACUCCACCAGCAUACCAUGUCCAAUGCGCGUGACGGAUUUCUGGAUACACCCGAACUCCAUUGGAGCAGGCCUGAACUAGAAGGAUACUAUACCUCGAUCUCACAAAGCCUGGACGUUCGACCACGUAUUUCAAUCCUCAACAGGAAGCUCGAACAUGCGGACGCUCAGCUCGCCGAUUUAAGGCAGAACUUGUCGGAAAGAAAUCAAUACACUUUACAAUGGCUUGUAGGUCUGGUGUUAGCCUCCAUUGCUGUUUGUAAAUUCUACGAACUGUCAACUGAACGACGAAAAGUAGCUGCACAAUUAGCAGUAGCAGAAGCCCAGGUUGAAGAUGAUUAUAGCGUUCACACUCCCACUGUUGUGACAUGA